UGUGUGUGUGAUGCGUGUGUACUGUGUGUGUGCUACCAGCUGCCCCGAAUUGUGCAACACGGCGCGCUGCCCCCUGCUGCCCCCCUCGGGCUGCCUCCAGGGGGAGGUGUGGGACCCGUGUGGCUGCUGCCAUCAGUGCGGCCUCCCCGAGGGGACCCUGUGCCUCCCAGCGGCCCGGGACCCCUGCGGAAGGGGCCUCGUGUGCAGGGCCGGCUCGUCGCGGCGUGUUGGGCGUAGCGCUGGUGGUGGGGGUGCACGGCCCCCCCGAGCGUGGUGCGUGUGUGCGGCAGCCCCCCACUCGGCAGUGUGUGGCAGCGACGGCGUGACGUACCGCAGCGAGUGCGCGCUCUUCGCGGCGCGCUCGCACAGCGCCCACCAGGGACUCCCUUCCAUCAUUGCGCUCCAGCGGGGGGCCUGCGACCCAGACCCCGGUGAUGCCGGAGCCCAACCACAGCGUGAGAGCCGGCGGGCGCGCUACAACUUCAUCGCGGACGUGGUGCAGCGCGCCGCGCCCGCCGUGGUGCACAUCGAGAUCUUCAAGAGCCCGCCCUCGUACGCGCGCGCGGCCCCCGUGUCGAGCGGCUCGGGGUUCCUUGUCUCGGACGAGGGACUCAUCGUCACCAACGCGCACGUGGUGGGGGGCGGGGGUGCCACGCGCGUCGUCAUGGUGACGCUGCGUGGAGGCCGCUCGUACGAGGCCGAGGUCACGGACGUGGACACCAAGGUGGACAUCGCAACGAUCCGCAUCCACCCGCAGCACCCGCUGGCCGUCCUGCAGCUGGGCCGCUCGAGCGAGCUGCGGCCUGGUGAGUUUGUGGUAGCCAUCGGCAGCCCCUUCGCUCUGCAGAACACCGUGACCACGGGGAUUGUGAGCACUGCGCAGCGUGGGGGCCGCGAGCUGGGCCUGCAUGACUCCGACCUCGACUACAUCCAGACCGACGCCAUCAUCAACUACGGUAAUUCUGGAGGGCCGCUCGUCAACCUGGAUGGCGAGGUGAUUGGCAUCAAUGCGCUCAAGGUUGCUGCUGGGAUCUCGUUUGCGAUCCCCUCUGACCGCAUUCGCCUCUUCCUCUCCGAGUCGCACCACCGGCAGACCAGAGAGAAGAACGAGAUGAAGCGACGAUACAUCGGCAUCAGCAUGCUGACGCUCACCACGAGUUUGAUUAAGGAGCUCCGGCUCCGGUUCCGGGAUUUCCCGGAUGUCUCCGGCGGGAUCUACGUACACGAGGUCAUCCCGGGCUCACCCGCUGCCAGCGCUGGGGUGAGAAACGGUGACGUGGUAGUGGCUGUGGACGGCCGAGUAGCCACGCGCACAACGUCACUGCAGGAGGCGGUGCAGAGGGAGGAGAAGCUGCUUCUACUCGUACGGCGCGGCCAGGAGGAGAUCCUCCUCACAGUCACGCCCGACAUCGUCACGUAGAGCGAGCUCACCUUCACCCCUACGUCGUCACGUAGAGCGAGCUCACCUUCACCCCUACGUCGUCACGUAGAGCUCACCCUCACACCCCACCCUCACCCCCAAAAUCGUCACACAGAGCUCCUCCUCACCCUCAGGCUCACCAUCGUCACACAGAGCUCUUCCUCAUCCUCACCCCCCAUGGUCACGUAGAGCUCCUCACCGUCACGCCCAACAUCCUCACACUGAGCUCCUCCUCACCUUUACCCGCGUCACACAGAGCUCCUCUUCACCCUUACCCCCACAUCGACAGAGCUCCUCCUCACCCCCACAUUGACACACAGGGCUCCUGCCGUCUUCUCCAACACUGUCAGCGAGAGUGCCUCGCCACGAGUUACAUUGACCACCGAUCAAACACAUCAACCUUUGCCGGUUCGUUUGCAACAAGCACCAGUCCGCUCCGACCUAUCCACAUGAGCAUUGCCCAGCCUCACUGGUCCCGAAUCGACGCUGUCCAGGAUCCCACGGCACCGUCUCUCCGCGGUCGGUCUCCGGACCAACGACCUGGAACCGGUCACCGCUGGCAGAUGUUCGCCAUCUACCCUUGUGUCCGAGCCAGUUUGGCAGCAGCCUCAUAACGGUGUUGUUCAUUCAAAUAGCUUACUCUGUGUGUGUUCGUGAUUAACUGGACUUGAUACCAAGUGUUCGGACUUACACCUCAACUUCACUCACACCUCCUUACUUAGACAAGACAAAGAUCCCCCGUAUAGCCUUAACGGACAUUUGGGACAAGUGCUGGUCGCGAGAAGCACCUAUGAAGGCCGGCAUGGCACACGA
Petromyzon marinus (sea lamprey) is the source of this 2233-nucleotide messenger RNA. Lineage: Eukaryota; Metazoa; Chordata; Hyperoartia; Petromyzontiformes; Petromyzontidae. The record is from RefSeq and is a predicted model, not a curated record.